Molecule: messenger RNA, 1602 nt
Organism: Cornus florida
Lineage: Eukaryota; Viridiplantae; Streptophyta; Magnoliopsida; Cornales; Cornaceae
Exons: 10
Coding region: 1-1602 (533 amino acids)
Biological process (GO): proteolysis
Molecular function (GO): dipeptidyl-peptidase activity; serine-type exopeptidase activity
Source: RefSeq, a predicted model, not a curated record
AUGGAUUGGGACGACUCCAUUUCCCUACAAAGAAAAGAGAUGAACCUUGACAAGUACUGGUUUGGUGUCUGCCAUGAGCUCUCUAACAAUAAAUUGGUUUCAUUGCUUUCUCUAAUCUCCUCAACCAUUGUGUCUGCAAAACCAUAUAAUAUACCAAGUCUCGGUCUUUCCGGAGGAAUUUUCCUGAAAGGAGGUGGAACGAAGACAACAAAAGCAGCAGCACAAACAAAUGCAGAAACCCCAAAAAACGACUAUGAGAUAUUUUUCUACAAUCAAACACUUGAUCACUUUAGUUAUACCCCUGAAAGUUAUACCACUUUUCAACAAAGAUAUGUGAUUAAUUCCAAACACUGGGGCGGUGCCAAGGAAAACGCGCCAAUCUUCGUUUACCUUGGUGCUGAGGACUCGUUAUUUGAUGGUGAUGUUGCUGAUAUGAGUGGUGGGCUUCUAACUGAAAAUGCCCCUCGUUUUAAAGCUCUCUUAGUCUAUAUAGAGCAUCGGUUCUACGGAAAAUCAGUUCCAUUCGUAUCAUUUCAAAAUGCGAUAAAAAAUGCUACUCUUCGCGGGUAUUUCAAUUCGGCUCAAGCAAUAGCAGAUUAUGCAUCUGUAAUCACAUACCUCAAGGAGAAAUUUUCUGCUCACUACUCUCCCGUUAUUGUAAUAGGAGGAUCCUAUGGAGGAAUGCUUGCGACAUGGUUUCGAUUAAAGUAUCCCCACAUCGCCCUCGGAGCUCUAGCCUCAUCGGCACCUGUUCUUUUUUUCCAUGGCGCCCUCCCAUAUAAUGAGUAUUAUGCUGUUGUUUCAAAGGAUUUCAAGCAAGCUAGCAAGAGUUGCUUUCAUACUAUAAAAAACUCAUGGUCAGAAAUAAAUAAAGUUGCUUCUCAGCCAAAUGGUCUUUCAAUCCUUAGUCAGAGAUUCAAGACUUGCUCCCCCAUAAAUGGAUCGGAGGAGCUCAAGGACUUCAUAUCAGGCAUCUUCAUGGAUGCAGCCCAGUAUAAUUCUCCACCAAAAUAUCCUGUAACUAUGAUCUGUCGUGCCAUUGAUAGAGCAUCUAAUACAACCGAUAUUCUUGGUCGGAUAUUUGCUGGUGUCGUUGCCACUAACAAGACUAAAGAAUGCUUUGAUACGAGGCAAAACCUGACUUCUGGUACCGAAUCAGAUGGGUAUGCUUGGCAAAGAUGCAGUGAGUUAGUUGGGCCCUUUGGAGAAAGGGGAGACACUAUGUUGGAACGUGAUAAUUCGACUUUAAGUAACUUCACCAAUGGUUGCAUCAACUCCUAUGGCGUCCCACCAAGACCUCAUUGGAUCACAACCUAUUUUGGAGGCAAAGAUAUUGGAUUGGUUCUCCGAAGGUUUGGUAGCAACAUCAUUUUCUCCAAUGGACUAAAAGAUCCUUAUAGUGCUAGCGGGGUGUUGAAGGACAUCUCAGACACUAUUCUUGCCAUUCAUACAGUUAAUGGAUCUCAUUGUUUAGACAUAGUGGGAGCAUCGCCAAAUGAUCCAAUUUGGUUGGUCGAGCAACGAAAGAGAGAGUUAGAUGUCAUUGAAGGAUGGAUCAAAACCUACUAUGCUGAUCUUUCAUCCUUCAAGAAAACAAAAUAA